AUCUUAGCGGUCUCGAAUUGACGGAAGUCGUUGAGCUGCCAUUGUAGUUUGAUAGUUUGGAAACAGUGUAUGUAAUUAAGAUCCGAAAUAACCAGUUAAAGCUGUUUAAGUGUAGUGAUAUUAGUUGUAUAAAAUAUUAUGCGAAUGUUGAGAAUACCACAAGAAAUGGAUGAAGAUGAAAAAGGGAAACUUUUUGUUGGUGGUCUAUCUUGGGAGACAUCCCAAGACAAUCUUCAAAGGUAUUUUUCAAGAUAUGGGGAAGUUAUUGAUUGCGUUGUUAUGAAGAAUGCAGAAUCAGGACGAUCACGAGGAUUUGGAUUUGUGACUUUUGCAGACCCUGCAAAUGUAAAUGCUGUCUUACAAAAUGGACCACAUACUUUAGAUGGAAGGACUAUUGACCCAAAACCCUGCAAUCCGCGAACGUUACAAAAACCGAAGAAAGGGGGCGGUUAUCCUAAAGUAUUCUUGGGAGGGUUGCCUUCUAACAUUACAGAAACAGACCUAAGGACAUUCUUCACUCGCUAUGGCAAAGUGAUGGAAGUUGUUAUUAUGUAUGAUCAAGAAAAGAAGAAAUCAAGAGGUAAACUGUUAUGGUCUUGAAUAUUUAAUAUUUAUUUCAUAAAGGCAACAGCUUUAAGCCAAUAUGUACGUUUCNAUUUCGUAAACUUAAAUGGCAAACAGGUGGAGAUUAAGAAAGCAGAGCCUCGAGACGGUUCGGGAGGUAAUAAGAUGGGGGGCACUGAUGCCAGUAACUGGGGUCCCCCACAGGCACCAAUGGGUAUGAUGCAAGGCCCUAACGGUCAAAUGGGAGGUCCUCCAAUGAACUUAGGGGCACCAAUGGGCCCUAAUAUGAUGCAGAGUUAUCAAGGGUGGGGCACAUCACCUCAGCAGCAGAGUUAUCCAGGUUACGGGACACCAUCUGGUCCUGGUUCAUAUCAGGGCUGGGGUGCGCCUCCCGCCCCCCAAGGACCUCCUCCUCAGUGGGGUAACAACUACGGAGGACCUCCUCAACAACAAGGCUACGGAUCUUAUGGAAAUCUUGGUCCUGGUACGGGAAGCGGUGCUAACUGGAAUAGUUGGAAUAUGCCGCAAAACAACCAGUCGACUGGCCCUUCAGGUUAUCUUGCAGGGGACAUGUAUUCCCGACAACAGUCGGGCCCGGGUGCACCGACCACUCCUACUGCGCCUCACAACAUGUCCUCGACGAAUGCGGCCAACUCGAAGCCCGGCUCGGACUAUUCUGGCUACAGCUACGGCUCCUACUCGGCCGACCAGUCCAACUACGGCAUGCAGCCGAGGUCGUACGGCAGCGACGCGGCAGGAUCGCAACUGGGCGGAUACUCGUCGCAGCCGCCCAGCGCAGGUGAUUAUACAGCAGCAGGCGGUGAUGUGUAUGCCGGUGGACCGCAAAGGGGAAACGUGUACAGUACACCCUCUCAAUCAUACCACCCGUAUAGACGAUAAACAGCCACCUUCAUUCUGCGCUCGUAAUUACCGAAUAAAAUUAAAUUUGCGUACCUACUAACUACUACAAAACAUAUGGUAUUUUUUGUGUUGUCUGUUCUGUAAUAUAAAUGGCACACGUAUUCAGAAAAAAAAAACUACAAUUUCUUUAUUAGAUAUUUUGUACUUUUAAGUAUCUCGGACUAGACAGUUCUACGCGUUCUGUAGUUAUGUGGUUAGUAUUUAGGUUCUUUCAUAUUAUUAUUAGUAAAGUGGUAUUUUCUCUAUACAGUACAUUAAUUUGUUUUUUGUACUUUUCCAAUUGCUUUUAUAAAUUACAUAUAUUAUCAAGCUUACUGUAUAACUAAAUUUAAAUUGUCGUGGUGCGUUCACAACAAAUGAAUAAAUGGUCUUAGAAUUUAA
This is a messenger RNA of Agrilus planipennis (emerald ash borer), 1866 nucleotides long. RefSeq names its product heterogeneous nuclear ribonucleoprotein 27C (gene Hrb27C). The record is from RefSeq and is a predicted model, not a curated record. The transcript is spliced from 8 exons. Lineage: Eukaryota; Metazoa; Arthropoda; Insecta; Coleoptera; Buprestidae. Gene Ontology annotation, molecular function: RNA binding.